UGCUGGGUCUGAGACACUGCUUGUAGUUCCCUUGGCUUUUUUCCCUCUCCUUGGUCUUUGGAGCCUGUGUGUGUGUGUGUGUGUGUGUGUGUGUGUGUGUGUGUGUGUUUGUCUAGAGUGCCAAAAAAAAGUGCUGAAGAGUCCUAGGGAGAUGAAGCUAUUUUUGUUCGAAGCUGAUCCUUCUCACCAAGCCACAAGUGCAGCUUGGGAAAGCGCUUAGGUUGUUUCCAGGGGAGAACUCUGCGGGGGGAAGGCAAAGUUCAACAGGACAGCACAGAAGCAGCAGAAACAGCCAGAAAAGAAAGCACCCUUAGUGUCAACACAGCACCCUCCACCGAGUUUUCCAAGUGCCACUGGACAGGAACCUUUCACCCGACUCUUGCUUGCUGCGACCACCAUGACUGAGAUCACUGCUGAAGGAAAUGCAUCCACAACUACCACCGUGAUAGACAGCAAAAACGGAUCGGUGCCCAGGCCCACGGGGAAGGUGCUGAAGAGGACAGUCACCGAGGACAUAGUGACCACCUUCAGCUCCCCUGCUGCCUGGCUGCUGGUCAUCGCCCUCAUCGUCACGUGGUCGGCUGUCGCCGUGGUCAUGUUUGACUUAGUGGAUUACAAAAACUUCUCAGCAAGUUCUAUUGCCAAGAUCGGAUCUGAUCCUUUAAAACUAGUGCAUGAUGCUGUUGAGGAAACCACAGACUGGAUCUACGGCUUCUUUUCUUUGUUGUCUGACAUUAUCUCAUCAGAGGAGGAAGAAGAUGAAGAUGCGGAGGAGGAUGUUGACAAAGGAGAAAUAGAGGAACCUCCCCUGAAAAAAAAAGAAAUACCCAAAGAAAAGACUGAAAAACUAGAAAAACCUGAAAGGAAAAUACAAAGUAAAGUUACACACAGAGAAAAGGAAAAAGACAAAGAAAAAACAAAAGAAAAAGAAAAACCCGAAAAGAAAGCAACUCACAAGGAGAAAAUUGAGAAAAAAGAAAAGCCAGAAACAAAGGCAAAAGAUGACAAGAAAGCAAAGACUAAAGAGAAGACCGAAGAAAAGGUGAAAAAGGAAGGGAAAGGCGGGAAGCAGGAGAAGGUGAAGCCUGCGGCAGCAGUCAAGGUAAAGGAGGCUCAGAAAGCAGCCCCAAAAGCCAAGGAGAAGGACAGCAAGGUGCCCGCGGCGGCCUGGGAACAGGACCAGAAAGAUCAGUAUGCAUUCUGUCGAUAUAUGAUUGACAUAUUUGUCCAUGGGGAUUUAAAACCAGGACAAAGCCCAGCUAUACCCCCUCCAGCGCCAGCCCCACAGGCUUCAGGACCUGCUCCUACCACACCUACUCUGGAGGAGAAAGAAGAUGAGAAAAAGAAAGAAGAAAAGAAAGUUACUUCUGAAGCACAAAAGAGAGCAGACAAAGAAGAUGUUACAAAGAAAAGGGAGAAGGAAGCUGCUGCUGAUAUGAAAAGAAAAGAGCCAGGGAAAGCUUCUGAAACCAAACAAGGUACUAUAAAAGUUGCAACACAAGCAGCAGCUAAAAAGGAUGACAAGAAGGAAGACUCCAAGAAAAUAAAAACACCCACAGAAGAACAACCCAAGGCAAAAAAACAGGAAAAGAAAGAAAAACCUGCAGAGCCAGUCAAGCCACCAAAGAAGGAGCAGGCAGCUCCAAGUGAAAAGCAAGUAAAAGCAAAAACUGAACGAGCCAAGGAAGAAGUAGCUGCUGUGUCCACCAAAAAAGUUGCACCUGGGAAGAAGGAAGAGAAAGCAGUCAAGACAGUGGAGCAAGAAAUUAAAAAAGAAAAAUCUGGGAAGACUUCUUCAGAUGUGAAAGACAAAGAGAUUAUUAAGGAAAAAGAAGUGAAGGUCCCUGCUUCCCUAAAGGAGAAAGCACCUGAAACUAAAAAAGAUGAAAAGCUCCCCAAAGCAGGCAAAGAAGUCAAGCCCAAACUUCCACAGCCACAAGUGAAAAAGGAAGAGAAACCAGAACCACAUGUUAAAACGGAAACAAAACCAGCUUCUUCUGGAAAAACACAAAUACACAAACAAGACAUAGCAAAACCGGAAAAGACCAUUCCCCAAGGAAAACCAGAAGAAAAAGUUCUCAAGCAGGUAAAAGCUGUCACAGGAGAAAAAACAGGAAAAACUGGGCAUCCACCAAAAGAACCUCCCUCCAUCAAGACAGGCAAACCGAAACCAAGUUCAACAGAAACAAUGGAAGUCACACAAUCAGGAAAGAAGAAAAUUGAAAAACCUGAAAAGGAAAGUAAAGUUCCGACAGGGAAGGAAGGCAGUCAUCAGCGCAACGCAACCCGAGAAGAGUUUGAAGAUGUGCCAGCCUCGAUGAGAGCUAAAGAAGAAACUGAAGAUGUGUCUUCCCCAAAGAAGCAAAAAACUCCCAUCAGUUUCUUCCAAUGUGUCUAUUUGGAUGGAUACAAUGGCUAUGGAUUUCAGUUUCCUGUCACUCCUGCACAACGCCCUGGAGAGAAUUCUGGAAAAUCCAGUUCUUCAGGACAGAAGCAGCAAGGACAAUAGACAACACAUACAUAUGACCCUUACAAAUACUUUAUAAUUGGGAAAAUGACAGUUUCUGCAUGGCCCACAAUGGUCUUGGCAAUUGAAGGCAUGCCAUCCUGACAAUCUCCGUGAAGACAGUUUACUCUUAUGUCUAGUGUAGAGACAAUGGGUGGGAAAGGGGAUGAACAAUAAGCAAAUUGUGGAAGGGUCUGAUGUAUAAUAAUCCCUCAUUAGUGUUCAUUGCUGUGAGAAGGCACUGCUUGCAUUUUAUAUUUCCCUGCACUGCAAGGUUGUACACAAACUAAAGUUUACUUAAUACUGGCUUUUUGAAAUGCGAUUCACACAUUAACAAAAUAAAAUUCCUGGCUUUGGUUAGAUAUUUGUUUUUUUUUUUUUUUAA
Molecule: messenger RNA, 2891 nt
Organism: Cavia porcellus (domestic guinea pig)
Lineage: Eukaryota; Metazoa; Chordata; Mammalia; Rodentia; Caviidae
Gene: Trdn
Product: triadin
Exons: 38
Coding region: 398-2509 (703 amino acids)
Biological process (GO): regulation of release of sequestered calcium ion into cytosol by sarcoplasmic reticulum; regulation of cardiac muscle cell membrane potential; heart contraction
Cellular component (GO): plasma membrane; sarcoplasmic reticulum; junctional sarcoplasmic reticulum membrane
Molecular function (GO): signaling receptor binding
Source: RefSeq, a predicted model, not a curated record